Naegleria lovaniensis is the source of this 735-nucleotide messenger RNA. RefSeq lists its product as uncharacterized. Gene Ontology annotation, biological process: signal transduction. NCBI's taxonomy places the organism in Eukaryota, Heterolobosea, Eutetramitea, Acrasida, Naegleriidae. Gene Ontology annotation, cellular component: plasma membrane. The transcript has 5 exons. Gene Ontology annotation, molecular function: GTP binding; GDP binding; GTPase activity. The coding region runs from base 1 to 735 and encodes 244 amino acids. The record is from RefSeq and is a predicted model, not a curated record.
AUGUCUCAAAAACUAACGAUCGGAAUCUUUGGCCCCUUUGCAGUUGGUAAAACAUCAAUAUCAGUACAAUUUGUGGAGAAUAAAUUCUCUGAAGUCCAUGAUCCUACCAUUGAGGAUUAUUUCGAAACCACACGAAAUGUGAAAGGAAUUGUUUCGAAUAUUACUAUUUUGGAUACAGCAGGACAAGAAACCUAUCAAUCAUUACUGUCAGAUGCCAUGAGUGAAGCAGAAGGUUUCAUUCUCGUGUACAGCAUUACCGAUCGUUCGAGUUUUGAAAAAGUUCAAAAACUUCGAGAAAAGGUUCAAAUGGUUCAAAGCAGCACCGUUCCAGUCAUUUUGGUCGGAAAUAAGUGUGACUUGGAACACGAGCGAGUGGUUUCAAAAUCUGAAGGAGAAGAAAUUGCAAAGAGUGUAGGAUGUCCUUUCAUUGAAACCUCUGCAAAAACAGGACUCAAUAUUGAACAAGUGUUUGAAUUAAUUGUAUUAAUGGUUCGAAAAAGUAAGGGACUUGCUCUUGGGAAUGGCAUUACUCCCAAUGAGGUCCCAUCGAUGGGAGUUCCAAGUUCUUCCGCUCAAUCGUUAUUGACUGCAACAGGUGGUAGUGAUUCGAAUCUUUCAUCAUCUGUGACCACAACGACAACACCUUCUUCACCCAAAGUGAACAAACGAAAGAAUUCAAAGGAAACACCAUCAGCUUCGAGUCCAGCAAAGAAAAAGGAAUGUCAUGUCAUGUAA